Perca flavescens (yellow perch) is the source of this 2394-nucleotide messenger RNA. Its product is annotated as myc-associated zinc finger protein-like. Bases 955 to 2394 code for a protein of 479 amino acids. The record is from RefSeq and is a predicted model, not a curated record. Gene Ontology annotation, biological process: regulation of gene expression. NCBI's taxonomy places the organism in Eukaryota, Metazoa, Chordata, Actinopteri, Perciformes, Percidae. The transcript is spliced from 7 exons. Gene Ontology annotation, cellular component: nucleus.
GCAUCGUUACCUUUAAGAUGCUCGAAGGCAAAGCCUUGUUUUAGCUCGGAGACGUCCCGGGGACCGGGCCGCGGUUGUUUACGACGAAGCACCGUGGUUGUUGUUUUAAUUCGACGUAGAGGAAUUAACGGACAGAAUACAUUUCGGAUUUCAUUAUGUGUCGGCCUACCGUGCAGCAGCGGCGGCGGGCGGGGGCGAGAGGGACGGCACGAGACGAGACGAGACGGGGUCCGCGAGGAGGGUGCAUGCACAAAAUCCUUUCCCUUUAAAGCGGAGAGGGACAGAGGGGGUGAAGGAGAGAUAAAAAAAGAAAAGGAAGAAAGACAGAGAGGGAGGGAGGGCGAGAGAGAGGGAGAGCGAGUUUGAAAAAAAGAGAAAGAUGUUACCCCGUCGAUUGAAACACCGAGGCGGAGCCAUGGACCGCAGCCGAGCAGGAGCGCUCUAGUUAGGGGACGAGCUGUACGCAACGCCGAGGCUUGGGACCCGACGCCGCGGCCUUUUUCCGGAGCUAUCGCAAAAAAAAUAAAUGACACUUGCUAACAGCUGCUAUGAUUAGCCAUACAUCCUUCUCAUCUUCAGUAUACAAUAAUCUCUAUUUUGCAUGCAAUUCACCAAAUUUUAUUCCAGUAGACAUAAGCAAAUUAUAUUAAAAUGCACCAUUAAAGGAAGCAUGAUAACCAUUGUGUCGCAUUUUACAAGAAGCAUCUUAGUGCCUGUUUAACGCCAACAGAUUGCCAUAUAAAUUCAUAAUUAUCAGCCGAAUUACUAAUAAGUGUUAGCCGAUUUAAGCUAAAUAUCGUCCGCUGCCAUUCUAUAUGUUGCAUUAGUUAAGCCAGGCAGGUAGGGGAGAGAUCCAGGCCUCCGAUUCAGCUGUAGGAGCGCUCGGUCCUGGGCUCCGGCCCCCUCCUCCCUCCCCUCUCCCCUCUUUGCUCCCGGGGCGCUCAGCUGUUCAGGAUGGAUACCUCCUGGAGCAAUUUCCUCUUUCAGACCCCAUCGACCCCGAGCCAGGCCGAGACCCCCCUCCAGUCAGACCUGCUCCCGGAGCUCAGCGGCUCGGCUCCGAGUCCUCCGGCCGACCACAUGGCCUCGCCUCCGUCCACCGUCGACACGGCCGCCCUCAGCGAGGAGCCGCCACCCGUCCGAGCUGUGGCCAGGCCGAGCCGGCCGGCCCACGUCUGCUCCACCUGCAACAAGGAGUUCAAGAACAGCUACAACCUGCGGCGGCACCAGUCGGUGCACACGGGCGUCCGCAUGAAGGACCGGGCGGCGCGGGAGAAGGAGGACUCCGGGAGGGGGGGCGGGGGAGAAGGUGCCUCUGUCCCUCCUCCAGCUCACGCUGCCCCUGCAGCCAGCGCCUCCCUCGCUGCCCCCCAACGCCACAGACCCCCAGCACGCCAGCCAGGAGAGCCAGGCGGCGUCUGUGUCCAUCGCCCCGGCGACCGUAACCAUGGCUGCGCCGCCUCAGCCCAUCCAGGCAGCUGUUGUUGUUGUGGGCUCCAUGGAGCAGGUGGGUCCUGGACACCGGAAACACCUCCACAUGUUUUUACGGAGGCCAAAAAAGAACCCCCCACCCCCACCCCCACCCAGGUGAGGAAGAACCAUGCCUGCGAGGCGUGCGGGAAGGCCUUCAGAGACGUCUACCACCUGAACCGCCACCGCCUGUCCCACUCGGACGAGAAGCCCUACUCGUGCCCCGUCUGCCAGCAGCGCUUCAAGAGGAAAGACCGGAUGAGCUACCACGUCCGCUCGCACCAGGGCGCCGUGGAGAAACCCUACGUCUGUCCGCACUGCGCCAAGGCCUUCUCUCGCCCGGACCACCUGAACAGCCACGUCCGACAGGUGCACUCCACCGAGAGACCCUUCAAGUGCACGACGUGCACGUCGGCGUUCGCCACGCGGGACCGUCUGCGCGCCCACCUGGUCCGCCACGAGGAGAAGGUGCCGUGUCACAUCUGUGGGAAGUUGCUGUCAGCCGCGUACAUCACGGACCACAUGAGGGUCCACAACCAGUCGCAGCACCACGCCUGCCACCUCUGCAACCGCAGCUUCACCACGCUGACCUACCUGCGCGUCCACGCCCAGAAGCACCACGGCCAGGAGUGGAAGGAGAGUGGCGGGGCUCGGGGGGGCUUUGGCGGGACGGGGGCCGGGGGGGUGCUGCUCUGCCAGCUGUGCGGGGUGCAGUGCAAGACGGUCACGCAGCUCCAGGGCCACAUGGGCACCCACGGGGGCCAGGGGGACCCCGGCGUGGGCCCGGGGGACCCCGGCGGGGACCAGACCAGCGUGGCCGGCCCCGUGGGAACCACCAGCGUGGCUGUCACCGUGUCCAGCGCCAGCACCGUGGGACUGCUGGUCACGGACUGCUCCGGUAUCGCCCCCCAGGCUCACAGCUAG